UUAGUGUUGAUCCCUGGAGAGAAUCACUGUCUUGCGUUUUUGGGUUUAUCUCUCCCUUAGUUUUUUUUCUUCUUCUAUUUUUAUCACUUUUUAGUUUUGUUGUUUUGUAUUGUUUAUCCUGAUACUUACACUUUUUGUAAGGGUUAUGUCGUAAAUCGCAAGAAGCACGUAACCGAUAAGUCAGCAAUAAUUGGCGCUCAAUUAACAAGCAAUCACAAUGGAGGAAGCUUUUACCAAGCCUACCCCGGAAAACCCGGAGCACAAAUUCGAACCGAUAAACUACACUACCGAAAUUCGUCAGAUGAUGCAUGGCUUUGGAGAUCAUUCGGAGCCCCUGGUCGAGACUGCAAAAAUCAUCGAAUCUGUUGUUUUGAAUCAAAUGAGAGGUAUUAUUCGCAAGGCCUGCGAGAUUGCGGACAUGCGAGAAAGUCCGACCGUCAGUACUGAAGAUUUUUUGUUUCUGUUGAGGAAAGACAAGAUCAAGUUGCAGAGACUUGUCAAUUAUUUGAAAUUAAAGGAAUUCAAGUCGACAAUGUACAAGACCAUAGAGCCAGAAGCCAUGGAUUAUUUGGAUGUUUCCAAGUCUGAUGAGGUUUCCAAGAUACCGUGCUUUAAAUUUCUCAAGCACAUAGACAACACAGGUGAAUUAUUGAAUGACAAGGAAUUGGUUGACCAUGUCAAGCAUAAAAGAAAUAUGAGGAUGGAGAUGAUAUCAAGGAAGAUAGAUGAAUCUAGGUAUCUGGAAUUCAGCAAGGCUAGAUGCGUUUCGUUUGCAAACAAAAACAAACACAAAUUUAGCGACUGGAUUGGAGCGAGCGGUGAUCUCACGAUAUCCAAGGCAGGGUACACAGUGUUGGGGUACCUGGCGUACGAAACGGUAGCUCAAAUUGUUGACCUUGCAUUUUUAGUACGGCAGGAUCAGAACAAAUUGCAAGGUGAUCCAAUCGAUAGGCUCCAAUCUAGUUAUCCCAAUCCUAUCACGUACAAGCCUUAUCAAUAUGCAAAGCCAGUCAUGACGAGACCACUGACUCCGGCCGAAGUUAACGAGGCGCUCAGACGAUAUUGGUCACCUCAGUUGGAGAUGUCGAGUAGCUGGUCCAUGACAAAACCACACACAAAGUUCCUAGCUUGUUAAACCAUAAGGUAUUUGAAUUUCACAAUAGGCAUCAUACAAACAUCAAUAAUAGCAAUAAAAUCAAUCGUUAUUUUGUAUAUAAAUUAAAUUUUUAUUUCGCUUUCUG
Molecule: messenger RNA, 1241 nt
Organism: Copidosoma floridanum
Lineage: Eukaryota; Metazoa; Arthropoda; Insecta; Hymenoptera; Encyrtidae
Gene: Spt3
Product: Transcription initiation protein Spt3
Biological process (GO): transcription by RNA polymerase II
Molecular function (GO): transcription coactivator activity; protein heterodimerization activity
Source: RefSeq, a predicted model, not a curated record